This is a messenger RNA of Coturnix japonica (Japanese quail), 5161 nucleotides long. NCBI's taxonomy places the organism in Eukaryota, Metazoa, Chordata, Aves, Galliformes, Phasianidae. The record is from RefSeq and is a predicted model, not a curated record.
CUGUGAUUGGUGGAAAGAGGCGGGGCCGGGGAUGAUGGCGCGGCCACGCCCACCCCACGGCGCGCCACGCUAUUGUCCGACCGGACCGGGAGUGGAUCGGAACCGGGUCGGGGCGGGUCGUGCCUUAUAGGAUGCUGAGCAGAGCUGUGAGCCACACUGGUGAUGAAGAAGAGGUCCCCAGCUGCCACAGUGCCAUGGGGAGACACAAGUGACAAGGACAGCACGGGACACCAUGGGCAGCUCCUCACCUUGGCUGCGUUGGACGCAAUCGGAGCUGGGCAGCCAGGAGCCCAAGUGCUGGGAGGAAGAGGAGGAGGAGGAGGAGGAGGAGGAGGAAGACUUUGAGAGGCACAUGGAUGAGAAUGGAGUCAUUGGGCUGGGGGCUGCCACUGCGGAGCUCAGCGACCCACAGGACUCAGGCUCUGAGUGGGGACAGGAGGUGGCUGGGAGCCCAGUAUGGGGGGACGGUGAGGACCUGGAUAUGGGGUCCCCAGCAGAGCCACGCUGGUAUGAACAUCAGGACCUGACAGAGGAGGAGGAGGAGGAGGAGGAGGAAGAGCAGGGCAGCUCUGAGGAGGACGAGAGGCCAGAGGGGCCCUGGGGAACAGAGAGCGAUGGGGACCCCCAUGCUGAAACCCCCCUGAAAGCCCCGGGUACCACCACGGAUGGCGGUGGCACCUCAGGGCUUUCAGACUCCAGUCCCAUCCCCAACACCCCCCCACGCCAGCGCUGGGGUUGGGGCAGAGCCAGGGACCCCAACCAGAGCCCCCAAACUCCACAGCAGCCCAAGCCCAGCCGGCUGUCCCCAAGCCCCCGGCAUCGCACCGACACCAAAAAGCCAAAGGACCCCACAGACAUUUGCCCAUAUGGCCGAGGGCGGCUCAACCACCCCCUGCCCGACCUCUCCAAGGUGGAAGCACGGGUGAAGGUGGGGCAGAGCUAUCGCCCACCACCCAGCAGGGCCCUGCCUGCCCACACCAGACCCCUCGGAGGUCCCCUUGUCCCUAAAUCCCCAGCUGAAAUCGUCCGGGAGGUGCUGCUGAGCAGUGGGGAGGGGGCCCCUCCACGGCCCUCUGCCCCCCCUGGAGUGCCGCAGGAGCUCCGUUCCCCCAGGCAGGCCACUGCACUGGUGCAGCAACUACAGGAAGAUUACCACAAGCUGCUGACCAAGUACGCUGAGGCUGAAAACACCAUUGACCAGCUGAGGCUGGGGGCCAAGGUGAACCUUUAUGCUGACCCGCCGUGUGCCAGCUGCAGUGCCCACACUGGCACCAUGAGUGGUGGCUGCAAAGUGAUGGCCUUCAGCAUCCCACGGGCCAGCGCCGCAGCCAUCAGCACAGCCCCAAACCCACAGCUCCCCAUGGGUGGAGCUCCAGCACCACAACCAGCAGAGAUGGGGGCAUCACUGCAGCCCCAUUCGCCUCGCUCCCCCCCAGGGGGCUGCCCCACAUGUGUGGGGCCGUGCUGCUGUGCAGGGCCACGGCUCACACAGACACUGGCAGAGCAGACCCGCAAGUUUCAAGCACAGGUGGAUUCCUUUGAAGCCUGGAUCCAGGCAGGGAGUUCUGUGCCACAGGAGCAGCUCCAGCGGUUCCGGAGGCUGCAGGAUACUCAGGAUGCACUGGAGCGGGCGUACCUGGAGGCACGGGAGGAGCAGAGCAUUGGGGAUACAGGGAACUUCGACCCGGAGCGCACAGUGGAAGGGGACAUCUUCUGCCUGGGGAUGCGCCUGGAGGAGCUGAAGGAGCGUCUGGAGCGGGCAGCACCAGGGAGCCCUGCAGUGACAGAGACCCCCCCUGGCACAGGGGAUGCAGAGGGGAACAGUGACACAGUGGGGCUGCCCCGACCUCUACGGCACAAGCAGCUCAAAGCAGAGGAGGAUUUUGGGGAUCUGCUGCAGCAGUACCAGCGCCUCAAGUCAUUGCCAGCAUCACUGAGCUUGGAGCAGCUGAGCCUGACGGGGAGCACAGCACUGGAGGAUGCAGGUGGCACCAUGGCAGGGGACAGUGGCCCCGUGGGGGUCCUCAGUGGGGCACAGUCACUGGAGGAGGGCACCGACCUGGAGACCUCCCCCUCGCCCCCCCUGCAGAGGAAAGCAGUGCCACUGCCCCACUCUGAACUCCCACACCCACAGGGGACCCACGGCCGCCUGUCCCCUGUCACCACCCCGCUGCCCCCAACCACAUCCAGGCUCCCGCUGGCAUUCCCUGAGCCUUUGCCAUCGCGCACAGCUCCAUCCCACAGCAGCAAUGGGACAGGGAGCACAGCCCCUCAGCACCGUACCCUCAAGCCCUGCCACCAGGAGCAGCGCAUGGUGUCACCGGAGACAGACAGUGGCUUUGUGGGCUCGGAGAGCAGCCGGGUGUCCCUGUUGGCACACACCCCUGAGCAUCAGCCACGGGGCACUGGGACGCAUGGUGUGCUGGAACCCCCUGUCCCUGCUCCACUCCAUCCACAGAAGAAGGAAGCUCCGUUGCUGCCCCCCAGGAAGGCACUGAAGGGUCCCUACUCAGCCCCAGGGCACGCUCCCCCCCCAGGCCACAGCACGGCCCCCAGCACCCCCUCACCGAGCAGCUCCCCAUUGCGCUGGGCUGGCAGCCAGGGCAGUGAGCUGGGACCAGAGGGUGACGGUGCUCACUCUGAUUCAGAAGGAGGAGACAGGAGCUGCGCCAGUGGGCACCCCCCCGGUGGGACACCCACCUCGCCAUCCCCAGCUCCAACUCACCGCGACCUGCUGGGAUUCCGUAUGGAGCGCGACCGGGCCAUCCGUGCGCUACAGGACGAGGUCUGGAGGCUGCGCCUGCGGUUGGAGGAGAGCUUGCACCGGUCCCACAGCUACCCCGAGGGCAGAGCACCCCACAUCCUCAAGGGCAGGAGGCAGCCAGUGGCCAACAGAGCUUCAUUGCUCCAGGAUGCAGCACCUGUGGGGGAGCAGAGCCCCACUGCACGGGACAGGGUGACCCCAGGCGGCCCUAAAGGCAGAUGGGCAUCGCUGCCACGGGAUGGGACAGCACCGGACCUCAGUGAGUGGGGACAGCGGGGACCUCUCCAAACGGAGAGGGGAUGCGGUGGGGAUCAGCUGUGGGGCACAGGGGUCCUGUUCCCUUCAGCCCCCCAGUUGGACCACUCGCUGCGUGCACACGGUGACAGCCGGCCCCGAGCUGCCCCAUCUGCACACAAACGCCCUCGCAGCCCCUUGGGCUCAAUGUCACUGCGGGCACAGCAGGCGGCUGAGCGCCGGGAGCCCGACCCUGUGGGUACAGCACAUGGCCAUGCCCACACUGUGUCUAUGGGGACACAGCACAACCCGGCACCACCCCAUGGGGAGCCGAGUGCUGCGCCGUGCCCCCAUUGCCACCCCAACAGGACAGCAGCAGGUGCCCAAUCAGUCGAUGCCACGCAGCCUCAGCACAGCAGCAUCCCCAGGACCCCCGAGCGCUGCCCCACGUGCCGGGCACCCCAUGGUGACACCAACAGAGCCACAAACGCACAGCGCAGCACCAAUGGCACAGCCCCCCCGGAGCCCCACAGCCGUCCCCAGGCCGUGCAGCCGGAGCAGCCUGCAGGGUGUUGGUACCUGGCGGGGGCACCUCCUGUCGCCUACCUCACCCCCAUCCCCGUGGUGCCUUAUGCGCCCUCAGUGCUGUACUGCCCCCCAUCCGCACCUACCUCAGCCCCACACCGUGCCCGGUCCCCACCACUCUCAGACCUGGAAGAGGACCUGGAUCGAUCCCUGAGCGCAGCAAUGGCAGCAGCACGUCGUGCCCGCGUCACCUCGAGGCGGUUGGGCCGGGCACUGGCAGCUGAGCUGGGCAGGGCACGGGCAGUGAGGGGCUCCUGCCUUUUCUGAGCCCCCCCCACCCUGCUGCCCAUCCCAUUUAGGAUUUAGGUUUAGGUACUGUCCAUGCACCCUGCUGUGCCCAAGGACCACUCUCCUCUCUGCACUUCUAUGUGGAUCUUUCCCCAGGGUACCGCUGUCAGAGGGUUGGUUGACCACAUAUAAUGUGUGUGUCUAUCUAUAUAUAGGUACAUUGCCAGCACAAGCCUCAGGGCACCUGAAGUUUUCCCCAUUACUUGAUGCUGCACGGCCCUGCAAUGUGUGUAGUGGUGCUGGCUGAGGUUGAAGGGCUGCAAUGAGGGGGGAAUGUGGGGUCCCUCCCUGCACAUGGCUUCAUGGGAGCCAGACUUGUAGUGUUCCCUUUGGGAUUCCUAAAGAGAUUGGGAGCUUUUCCUUUGCAAUGCCAAAUCAAUACGACUUUCCUUUAGGCUGGUAGAGUAAAAUCAGCCCUGUGAGCCCCAUGCAUGGGCAGAUCCAGCCAUGUGGUGGUACCCAGCACUCCUAUUCCCCUUUCUUUAUAAUAAAUGAAUGCCUAUUUUUGUAGCACAACUGCUGUUGCACACCCAUGGGGGAUCCUAUUCCCACUGUAGGUCACCCAGAACAACCCCCCCUUCCUACCCCCAGCAUCCUCCUAGCACCCAUUAACAGGGGUGUUUGUAGGUCUUACCUAAAGUGCCCAUGUCCAACUUGUUUACCCUAUCUUUUUCAUAUAAUAACUUAUUCUUUUUUGGGGGGGGGGGGUCCUAAUUAAGACCCCCCCAUAAAGCACUCACAAUGAGCCUAAGAGGGCCUGCAUUCAAGCAACAAGGAGGAGCAAAAAAGAUGCUCUUCCUCACCUCUCCUCUUUUAUAACCCCCCCCCCUUGUUUUGUAUUGGGAUAACUGCCUAUUUUUUAACCAUAAAAUAAACGGCGUGGUUCCGCUCGUGGCUUUUUCUCCUUCCUCCAAGCGAGAGCCUCUGUGCACUACAGAUGGAGAUCGCGUUUAUUGAGUCACCGAGUGCUUUAGUACAGAACAGAGAUAUACAGAGAUGAUACAUGUUUGUGCUUCACCACUUCCAAACAUUGAUAGGUUUCCAGUAACUUCAAGGUAAACAAGUUCCAAGACCGGACCAGUUUUGGUUUUUGUUUCUCUCUUUUUUUUUUUUUUAUAAGUUUUCCUUUUUGAUAAAUUAUUUUUUUUUAUAUAAAUAACAGAAAAAAAAAUAAUAAUAAUAAUUAAUAAUAACAUCCAACGUAAGGGGAUCUUGAAGCCAUCGCUAAACAUAAGGAACUCAAAGAGGGCAGGGGGGGGGAACCGAUGAAUAUCAGUGCAAUGAUAACAG